Molecule: messenger RNA, 2811 nt
Organism: Myotis davidii
Lineage: Eukaryota; Metazoa; Chordata; Mammalia; Chiroptera; Vespertilionidae
Product: transmembrane protein 102
Source: RefSeq, a predicted model, not a curated record
AUGGCUUCCGCGGUCUGGGGGAGUGCCCCCUGGUGGGGCCCGCCGCCCCCGGCCCCAGCCCGCCCGCUCACGGACAUCGACUUCUGCUCCGGAGCGCAGCUCCAGGAACUGACCCAGCUCAUCCAGGAGCUAGGAGUGCAGGAGAGCUGGAGGGACGGGCCCAAGACGGGCCCAGACCUCCUCCGGGCCAAGGACUUUGUUUUUUCUGUACUCGGUCUGGUUCACCGCCGAGACCCCCGUUUUCCGCCCCAAGCCGAGCUCUUGCUGCUUCGUGGCGGGAUUCGCGAGGGCUCCGUGGAUCUGGGGCCUUCACCCCUCGGCCCCUAUGCCCGGGGGCCUCACUACGACGCCGGCUUCACCCUGCUGGUGCCCGUGUUUUCUCUCGAUGGCAUCGGGCAGGAGUUGCAACUGGACAUGGAAUCCUGUUAUGCCCGGCUCUGCCUCCCGGAAUCGAUGCAGGGAACCUCGGUGCGAGAGGCGUGGCAGGACUGCCUGGGACCCCCAGUCCCAGGAGGACGCGAGUCGGCCCCCCGCACCGAAAGCGAACAAAGUCCCCAGGAUCAGCAAAGCUCCGUGGACCAACCGCCCGGUGACGUCACCGAGCUGGACCCGCACGUGCCUUUGGAAAAAUCACCUGGUAACCGUUCCGGGCCCGAGUCGCCUCGGCCAGAUGUAACCGACCUCGGCUUUCCCGCAUCCCCGAAAGAACUGGGUGGUGACGUCACCAAAGCAACCACGGAGAGUCCCGCACCGCCGCUGUCGGAGGCUCCGGAGGCGUGGCCCACAUUGUGCCCGGCCAAGGUGGCUGCGUGGUUCUUCGCUGUGCUGGCUGAGGUCGCCGAGACCCUGAUCCCGGUCCCUGGUGCCCCGCUCUUGGUCCACGCAGCCCGCCACGCGGGAUUCACCACCAUCCUCCUGGCUACUCCAGGGCCCCCACGCCGUGUCCUGCUUUUCGACCUGAUCCCCGUAGUGUCCGUGAAUGGCUGGCCCGAGGGGGCUCGGAGCCACUCGUGGGCCGGCCCGCUGGCCUCCGAGUCGUCGUCCUUCUACCUGGUGCCGGGCGGGGACACAGAGCGCUGGGCGCUUCCGCUGCUCCCGCUGGUGGCCGGGACCCGGGCCGCGGCGCCCUACCUUCUGCGGACGUUACUCUACUGGGCUUGCGAGCGGCUGCCUGCGCUCUAUCUGGCGCGGCCGGAGAAUGCCGGCGCCUGCUGCCUGGGGCUGCUGGAUGAGCUGAGCCGUGCGCUCGAGGCCGGGACUCUGCCCCACUAUUUUCUGAGCGGCCGAAAGCUCUGGGCAGGGGACAGCGCGGCUGCGCUGCUUAUGGCGUUGGCCCGGCUUCGUGGGGACCCUGCCCGGGCCCUGUGCGCCACGGUGGAGGAGGCCAAGACUGCGCGCAAGGGGGGCGGCUUAGCUGGUGUGGGAGGCGGGGCCCAUUAAGGACUCCUACCAGCAUGGAAAGUCCCUCACUUGGGAGACACUUAGCACCCUGGACCCAAAAUUCCGUUCAAGAAGGCAUCCUUGCGGUUCCUCCCCAUCAUUCCACUCGCCUCGCGCUCCAUCCCGGGUACAGGUCUUUCCCGUCUGGCUUCCCUGCUCUCCAAACCUGUGGCCAGCAUCCCUCUUGCCCUAGUACAGCCUCUAGCAACUAUCUCCCCCCAAUUCUUACGGUCUCUUCGGAGUCUAUAGGCGGGAGGGGGAGGAUAAGUGGAAAGGAGAGCGGUAUGGAGAUCGGAGACAGACUAACUCGUCUCACACAAAAGCAGUCAUAUUAAGGAGGCCGGAUUUCGCCCCAAGCUGGAUCUCGACUCCCUCCCCCCAGUCUCUUCAGUUAUUACCCCCACUUUCCUCAUUCAGUCCUGUCCUCCCAUCCUGGGCCGUAGGGUCCCUUCACUCUCUGGGUGUUCACCCUUCCAUUGAUCUUAAGCCCCAUUUCCCUCCCCUCAUCCAGGGUUCCAUUCAAUGGAGUCACCUUGGUUCCUCCUCCUCUGAACACCCAGAUAUGCGGCCCUGCCUCAGCUCCCCCUGCCUCUAAGGAACCCCAGGGUUCCUCCCGCCCAACUUAACCCCCUUUUCCUGGCGUCUCCGCCCCCUGCCCCGCCCCCAGGCUGGCUCUCGGAGAAGUGCGAGAUGCGGUUGCGAUUGCCGCGGCCGCCUCAGCUUCCCACUGUCGCUGCUGCUACUGCUGCCGCCUCUACCGCCGCUGCGCUGGGUCCAGCCGCCAGGCCGUGCUCUGAUUUUGCCGGACCAGGGCGCUCUGCGGGGACACCUUCACUCUUCUGGGGGCCCAGGACGCCUAGCCGGGCGUGGAGGGAAGCUCCGUUUGCGGGGGACAGGGAGGGAGGAGCCUGGAACCCGGGCCAGCACCACCCGUCGCGGGAUCUACAGGACAGGACAGGUGGAGGGGCGUCGGGGAAAAGGGGGUUGCUAUAGGUAGUCCCAGGGAGGAGGGGGGAAGCCCUGUAGCAGCGAUGCGCUCAGAUUUGUAGGGGGCCUGUUCACAUUUGGGAACUGGUGACUUGGGCGCACUCUUUUGCGGGGCUGGUUGGACUGGAGGGGGUGGGAUCUAAACAGCACCAGCUGUUCCUGAGGAAAUUAAGGGGCGGCCGGAGGGGAAAAAAAAAACCCACCACCAAAACGGAUGCUCCUUAUUUCCAGGUUGACAGAGGGCCCCCCAGACACCUACCUGGUGUAUCCACCAGGAAGGGUGGAUUUGGAGGUGACUUCAAAAAUAGUGGAGGGUAACAUGGGCUCAGCAAUUUGAACCCUGAGCCACUAGAAAUGGGGGUGACUUGGUGAGAAAAAAAAAAA